Messenger RNA from Knipowitschia caucasica, 1707 nucleotides. NCBI's taxonomy places the organism in Eukaryota, Metazoa, Chordata, Actinopteri, Gobiiformes, Gobiidae. The record is from the annotation of a GenBank genome assembly.
AUGGCGCCCUUGUCCCUGCCCCUGGUGUCUUUGGUGAAGGCCCGGGACGUAUGGCGGGGGGCGAGCGUCUUGUGUGGGCUUUUACAGGAGCCGACUGUUCACUCCUGUUCGUGUUUAUGGACGCGGCGUUUCAGAUCGCUGUCCCGAGGAGGCGAUCAACUUGUGUCCCAGCCGCGAAAAGCCGUCAGACAGGCACAGGCAGCAUCUCUGUGUUGCAGCCCCACCAUAGACGGCCAGGAGACGGGCCAGAGGUUGUGGGAGAUCUAUAACCAUACAAAGAAACUGACAAAAGGCUUGGUACCAGAUAUUGCCUCCACUGAUCCGGACACUAUAUUUGCCAACAAUGAGAUGAGCCUCGGAGACAUUGAGAUCUAUGGUUUUGACUAUGACUACACUCUGGCCUUUUACUCGAGACUCCUGCACACCUUAAUCUUCAACAUAGCAAGAGAUAUACUCAUCACCCAGCACAGGUACCCUGAAGGACUACGGGAGUAUGAAUAUAUUCCUGAUUUUGCUGUAAGAGGACUGCACUAUGAUGUGCAAAAGGCUCUCCUUAUGAAAAUAGAUGCUUUCCACUACAUACAAUUGGGAACUGUAUACAGGGGUCUUAAUCCUGUGCCAGACCAGGAAGUAAUCGCCAUGUAUGAAGGCUGCCAUGUUCCUCUGGACAUCAUGAGCGACUUCUAUGGAAAGAGCAUACAUGGUCACACCAUGAAACAGUUUAUGGACAUAUUCUCUCUUCCGGAAAUGACCCUGCUGUCCUGUGUCAAUGACUUUUUCAUGAAGCACAAUAUCGACUACGAGCCAGUUCACCUCUACAAAGAUGUCAAGGAAGCUAUUCGAGAUGUUCACGUGAAGGGCAUCAUGUACAGAGUGGUGGAAGCAGACAUCGACAAAUACAUUUGCUAUGGCGAGGAGAGCCACGCCGUGCUCAGGAAGCUGUCGGAGCUCGGGAAAAAGAUGUUCCUCAUUACCAACAGCCCCUUUGACUUUGUGAACCGAGGGAUGAACUACAUCGUGGGGAAAGACUGGAGAGAUCUGUUCGAUAUCGUCAUAGUGCAGGCUGAUAAACCCGGCUUUUUCAACGACAGGAGAAAGCCAUUCAGGAGGGUGACGGAUAAAGGUGCCCUGCUGUGGGAUCGGAUCCACAAGUUGGAGAAAGGGCAGAUUUACAAGCAGGGAAACCUUUAUGAGUUCUUGCGGCUCACUGGCUGGAGAGGAUCCAAAGUGCUCUACUUUGGUGACCACAUUUACAGCGACUUAGCGGAUUUAACACUGAAGCACGGCUGGAGGACAGGUGCCAUUAUCCCCGAGCUGAGGAAAGAGAUUAAAAUGAUGAACACAGAAGAGUACGUGCACAUGACGACCUGGCUGCAGGCGCUCACCGGCCUCAUAGAGCAGAUGCAGGUACAUCGGGAUCCGGUGUCUCAGGCUGUUGUCCAGGAGUGGAUCCAAGAGAGGGAAGCCAUGAGGCCCCAGACAAAGAACUUCUUCAACGCUCAGUUCGGAAGCCUGUUCCGGACGUACCACAACCCCACGUACUUCUCUCGCCGUCUCUCCCGUUUCGCCGACAUCUACAUGGCGUCCAUCAGCUGCCUUCUCAACUACGACCUCACGCACACCUUUUUCCCCCGCCGCACACCGCUGCAGCACGAGUCCACCUUCUGGCCUCCACAACGACCCGACCGCGUUACUGAAGAGCCGUGA